AUGAAGGGUCAAUCAAGAUUUGGCAAGAAAAGUAAGUUAUCACCUGAGUAUAUUGGGCCAUUUCAGAUAUUGAAAAGACUCAAUCCAGUUGCGUAUCGAAUUGCUUUACCGCUAGGGAUGGAACAAAUGCACAAUGUGUUUUAUGUGUCAACGUUAAGGGGUUAUCUCCGAGAUCCAUUCCAUGUUAUUGAUCACCAUCGGAUAGCUCUCGAUGGUAAUAUGGAAUACGAAGAGAAAUCAAUCCAAAUCAUCGACCAACAAGUGAAACAGUUAAGGAAUAGAGUAAUCCCCAUGGUUGAAAUAGAAUGGAAGAAACACUAUGGCAUGGAAGGAACUUGGGAGAAAGAAGAUUAA
Camellia sinensis is the source of this 354-nucleotide messenger RNA. NCBI's taxonomy places the organism in Eukaryota, Viridiplantae, Streptophyta, Magnoliopsida, Ericales, Theaceae. The record is from RefSeq and is a predicted model, not a curated record.